Molecule: messenger RNA, 341 nt
Organism: Limulus polyphemus (Atlantic horseshoe crab)
Lineage: Eukaryota; Metazoa; Arthropoda; Merostomata; Xiphosura; Limulidae
Product: calcium/calmodulin-dependent 3',5'-cyclic nucleotide phosphodiesterase 1B-like
Exons: 3
Biological process (GO): signal transduction
Molecular function (GO): 3',5'-cyclic-AMP phosphodiesterase activity
Source: RefSeq, a predicted model, not a curated record
CAUAGACAAACCAAAGGCACUUUCUCUGAUUCUCCAUUGCUGUGAUAUCAGCCACCCGAGUAAAAACUGGAAAUUACACUUUCAUUGGACUCAGCUUCUUAUGGAAGAGUUUUUUCAACAGGGAGAUAAAGAACAUGAAAUGGGAUUACCAUACUCACCAUUAUGUGAUAGAAACACCACACUUGUUGCAGAGUCUCAAAUAGGAUUUAUUGAUUUUAUCGUGGCUCCAAGUAUGGAAGUAUGUGGAGACUUGCUGGAGAAAGUUCAUUUCCAGCUCCAGCGACCUCGAUCUCCAGCAGUAGAAGAGUCCAUUAUGGAAGAGAACUCAGAAAACAAAACUG